Colletotrichum siamense is the source of this 960-nucleotide messenger RNA. RefSeq names its product Integral membrane protein sed5 (gene sed5). Gene Ontology annotation, molecular function: SNARE binding; SNAP receptor activity. The transcript is spliced from 7 exons. Gene Ontology annotation, biological process: vesicle fusion; endoplasmic reticulum to Golgi vesicle-mediated transport; intracellular protein transport. Bases 1 to 960 code for a protein of 319 amino acids. Gene Ontology annotation, cellular component: Golgi membrane; SNARE complex; endomembrane system. Lineage: Eukaryota; Fungi; Ascomycota; Sordariomycetes; Glomerellales; Glomerellaceae. The record is from RefSeq and is a predicted model, not a curated record.
AUGGCAGUCGCUUCGAUACAGGACCGAACUUCCGAGUUCCAGUCGGUUCUCGCGCAAGCGCAGCGUCGCAAAGCCUCGAGCAAACUUGGUGCUCAGCAACGAUCGCUUUUGACCGACUCCCAGAAGGCUGCAGCCGAUGGCGACUCCAGGCCGAGGCGAUCCGAGUUUGCGCGACAGGCGGCGCAAAUCGGGAGGGGAAUUUCUGCCACUAUGGGCAAGCUUGAAAAGCUAGCAACGUUGGCUCGACGCAGGACGCUGUUCGAUGACCGGCCGGUGGAGAUCAAUGAACUUACCUACAUUAUCAAGCAAGAUCUGAGCUCCCUCAACCAGCAGAUUGGCAACUUGCAGGUCCUCACCCGACAGCAGCACCCGAAGGCUGAUCAGGAAGGAGAGCACAACAAGAACGUUGUUUUCAUGCUUCAGGGCAAGCUGACAGACGUUUCCGCCAACUUCAAGGAUGUUUUGGAAGAGAGAACGAAGAACAUCCAGGCGUCCAGAUCACGGACAGAUAACUUUAUUUCGAGCGUUUCGCAGCAUGCGCAGCCGCCGCUACAGCAAUCGGCAUCGCCCUUGUAUGGCACGCCGCAACGAGGAACACCCUCACCUGGAGCCGACCUCCUCUCGCUGAACCCCCCCGGGGAUCAGCAGCUGCUCCUGAUGGAGGAGGCGCAACCACAAAACACAUAUAUCCAGGAGAGAGGCGCAGCUAUCGAGAGUAUUGAAUCCACGAUUGCCGAGCUUGGAUCUAUCUUCGGACAACUGGCAACCAUGGUGUCGGAGCAGAGCGAGAUGAUCCAGCGCAUCGAUGCCAACACGGAAGACGUGGUCGACAACGUCCAAGGGGCGCAACGAGAGCUUCUCAAGUAUUGGGGCCGUGUUUCAAGCAACAGGUGGUUGAUUGCCAAAAUGUUCGGCGUUCUCAUGAUCUUCUUUCUGCUUUGGGUGCUCAUUGCCGGCUGA